AUGGAGGCAAAGCUGUUAGGAUUCGCCUCUCCUGGUGUAGUAAGCCCCAGUAAUUCCAAGAUUUCAAGAUUAAGUACCCCUUUUGUCCGCCAAAUAUGGCACAAAAAUAGCAGCUUUUGCUGUCAAAAUUCAAGAUUUCCUAAGCAGGGUGUUAAGUUAAUUCAAGCCUCUGCCAUUUCCGUUGGAUUGACACCGAAAAAUAGGGUAGACGAGACUGAGAGCUAUACUCUUGAUGAGACAUAUAAUCCUGAUGCUUUUUCCAUGGAUGGAUUCCAUGGUUCUUUGGUUCAGUACAUGGUCAAAGAAACUGAAAAACUUCAUGCUAAGGUUGGAAGAUACAAGAGCCCGGAUGAGCAUCCUUUCUUCCCUGAUGAUUUACCUGAACCAAUGUUGCCUCCUCUGAAAUACCCGCAGGUUUUACAUCCAGCCUCAGAUUCAAUAAAUAUAAAUGUCAAAAUAUGGGAUAUGUACUUCCGGAAUCUUCUCCCCAGAUUAGUUAAAGAGGGUGACGAUGGUAACUGCGGAUCAGCAGCAACUUGUGACACAAUUUGCUUGCAGGUUCUGUCGAAAAGAAUACAUUAUGGUAAAUUUGUGGCAGAAGCAAAAUACCGAGCCUCCCCAGAUGUCUAUAAUGCUGCCAUUAAAGCACAAGACAAAGACCAAUUGAUGGAUUUGCUAACAUAUCCAACAGUCGAAGAGGCAAUCAAAAGAAGGGUCGAAAUGAAAACCAGAACUUACGGGCAAGACCUGACUGUAGGCGUAGGUGUAGAUGGAACCGAUCCAGUUUACAAAAUUAAUCCAAUCCUAGUUGCCGAUCUAUAUGGGGACUGGAUCAUGCCAUUGACAAAGGAAGUGCAAGUUCAGUAUUUACUGAGAAGGCUUGAUUGA
Molecule: messenger RNA, 888 nt
Organism: Fraxinus pennsylvanica
Lineage: Eukaryota; Viridiplantae; Streptophyta; Magnoliopsida; Lamiales; Oleaceae
Source: the annotation of a GenBank genome assembly